AGAAUUAUUGUAAGAAACCCUAGCCGCCUCCUGUCAUUCCGUUCAGGCACAGCUCAGUAGCACCGCCGCGCCGCUGCCGCCACCGUUCCCUUCCUCACAGUCACCGAUCUUCUUCCUCCCUCUCUCCAUCUCGAUUCCUCUCUCUCUCUUUCAUGUUUCAGUUUAGAGGUCGGUUCUACGAUUUUAUUCUCAAACCGAUUAGGUUCUGUUCGAAACCAAUAUUUUCUCAUGGGUUCGGUUCUCAAAUCUGACAAACCCAGACCGUAGCUUAGGAGUCGGCAGAGGAAGGGGACGAAAUUCUCUUCAUUCACUGCUUCUCUCUGUCUUCAAGAUUAGUAUUAGUUACCAUUCGAAAGUUCUCUCUCGUAGCAGCAGGUGGCCGCUUCUUCUCCCUCUGAAUAAUCGUUUUGCGGCAGAUCUGGAGAAGGCAUGCAUGAGGAAUAAUUAUUUUGGAAUGUGACAACUAGGUAGGUCAUGGCAGAAUCAAACUCGCCUGGUUCAUUUCAACCUCCUCCUGUUCCUCCACCCCCUAUGGUUAUUGAUGGGACGGACCAUGAUGUAGCACUGGCCUCUUCCAAAUUUAUUACUCGUAAAGAACUGCUUGUGCGACGGUCCCGGAGGGUGAAGCAACUUAUUCGAAUCUAUAAGGCAUUUUACUGGGCUUUAAUGGAGGAUUUCAAGCGCAAGUUCAGGGAGUAUUAUUGGACAUACGGCAAGAGUCCAUUUAAGGAGGAUGAGAAGGAGGCCGAGGGCAUUGGUGAUUAUCCAGAGGGUAUUGGGGAGAAUGGAAAGUUUGGAAUUGGUUCUGCAGCCGGGAGCGAUGAUAUUAGGAGGUGUGACGUUACAGGUUGCAAGGUAAAGGCGAUGGCAAUGACGAAAUACUGUCAUGCCCAUAUCCUCUCGGAUUCAAAGCAGAGGCUCUACAAGGGUUGCACCUUUGUAAUCAAGAGUAUGCCGUCGGGACCGCUUCUGUGUUCGAAGCCUGUUUUAAGAUCUACUGUUCCCUGCUAUUGCCCUGGUCAUCUACAAAAAGGCGAGAAGUGUUUAGCAAGAGAUUUAAGAAAAGCAGGUCUUAAUAUCUCCUCCACUAGUAAGCUUCGUCCGGAGUUGCAUGUAUUGUUAUCUGAAUACGUCCGCCAAAUACAGCUCAAAAGGAGGGCGAUGAGAAAGGCAACUGCUGUUAAAACCGAGACGAACUGAAAAGGUGAAGACGAAAACAACUAGUUAGUUAGUUAGGCCGGCCCCCAGUUUGAGUAAGAAUAGGUACUUGGCAUGGCCUUCUGUGUAUUCAAUACAAACCUUACACUCCUAUGGCAAAAAUUGUUAAUAAAUCAAUUUUCGUGUACGAUUCAA
Momordica charantia (bitter melon) is the source of this 1353-nucleotide messenger RNA. RefSeq lists its product as uncharacterized. Lineage: Eukaryota; Viridiplantae; Streptophyta; Magnoliopsida; Cucurbitales; Cucurbitaceae. Gene Ontology annotation, cellular component: NSL complex. The record is from RefSeq and is a predicted model, not a curated record.